GGCGGCUUGCCGUGCUAUAAGGCGUUGACUAAGGUCUGUACUGAGGAACGUCCCGAGAACCGUCGGACCAAACACCUUUCGGGCAGGUGAGAGAAGGAGGUCUUGUCCGACGUCAUUCUGCAGAAGUGAGAAAAACCUUUUCGCUACGUCUCAGGAACUACUCACGGGGACAGGUGGCAUCUGUGAGGGCACGUAAUAAAAUUAUUGGGAAAGAAUGGCUGAGGAAGCGAGGUCGGCGUUGCUACUUCAAAUACAGACGCGUCCUUAAGUGGAAAUUAGCGCUAUCUUUCGACCACAACGUUCUCGACGGAAAGUCGGAAACUAUCCAGAGAUUUUCGUCCUUCCAGUUGUUCAAAAGCUCGACUCUAUGUGAAAUCGGUGAGUGGCCGCCCACCAGUACCUGAAAAUAGCAUUACAUUAUUUGCGGAAUAAAUCAUAAUGGAGUCUAUUUCAGCGAUGUCGCUCAGAGUGCUUCCGGCCGAACUCAUAUGUUCUAUUCUCGACGAGCUGCCUGUACGAGAACUCGUUGGAGUGAUGCAAGUAUGCCGGCUUUUCCGUGACACGAUCAAAUCGUCUACCGGCUUGAUGUACAAGAUCGAACUCAUGUUGGCUACCAUGGAGGAUGUAUCACUAAACAUCACGAAUAAGGCUGCGAAGCGUGAGCUCCUUCAGCGCUAUCGGAAAGCGUGGAGUGCGUCUCCAUGGAAAGCAUCUUCAAGGAAGGUAGUGCGUUUAAUGGAUGGCCCAUUAUGGGAACUCUGUGGUGGCAUAUUCGUGCAGAGUACCGGUCGAAGAGAACUGACCUUCACCCAACUUCCUUCCCAAAUCCGUGGUAUGACGGAACGGGAAUGGAAAGUGAAAGUACCAUUCGAUAUCGCCGACUUCUGUAUUGAUCCUUCCCUCAACCUUAUCGCCGCCAUCGAAGACAAAAAUGGUCACGGGCGACUUCAUUUGUUAACCAUGUUUUCCGGCGAGAAACAUAUCUGUGCUGAGAAAAGCGUUGUAAAGCUUCCUCUUCCCCCCGUUGGAAACACUUCAUACAACAUCCGUAUAUCCGGCGAGCUUGUCGCUAUCUUAACACGAACGUGGUCUUUUGGCUCUACUCAGUGGGUCACCAAGUUUGUCGUAUUCCACUGGACGCUCGCGAAACAGAAAUUGUCUAAGACGGAAUUGGGGGACGAUCUUAAUCUGUUCUCGUUCGCUUUCCUUGAUGGACGUCACAUCGCGGUGGCCCACGGCGAUAGAACUAUCCCUCAGGGCGAACUAGUGGCUGCUCUUACUAUAAUCGACAUCUCUAGCCGCAUCAGAGAAGAUCAACGGGUCGCCCGUAAGGUGACUUUAUACUUCCCCUCUUUCAAAUCUGGAUGGUCUUUGGAGAAUAUAGAGGUUGCUUGUGAUCCCGCGCCAUGCUACAGUGCAUCUCCCAUGUUCAAUCCACCUUUCCAAGUAGCCAGGCUUGAAAGGAUUGUUUCUGUGAAAUUAUUCUCAGUCGAUCCUCAGUGGGAAAGCGAAGAUGCUCAGCAAGUAUUGGUCCCAGCACAUACAUUGAUUUCCCUCGUCAGAAGUGGGGAGUCUACGAGCAAUGGCGGAGUACCUUGGCACGAAUGGGGCCCAAGGAAAACACGCAUGCUUCGGGCUGCAGCUCUCCCAAACCUCGCCUGGUGCUAUCCGGUUUAUGGUACUAAGUGCGUGGGACGAGAGCAGGGCAAAGUGGUGAUCUAUGAUUUCAAUCAGCUUGCAGUCAGAUUUGCUGCAGGUUCUCCCCCCGAUUCCCAGUCCGGAGAGAUAAUUCUUCAUAGUGAUACGGAGGAGCCUGAAAUGUUCGCUGGUACUAUCACUACAUCGUUGCCUUAUCGCAAAUUCACAUCCGAAGUACCAAUCAAACGAGACGAUUCUGUUAUGAUAAACGAGGACUCUAUCGUGGUCGUCAAGGAAACCAAUGAUACUUUCAUCGUUUACUCGUUGUAAACCUAUUGUACAACUGCUUUUUGUGCAGAAUAUAAAUCUAUGGAAAUUUGUCGACAAGUGACGAUGAUGUGAAGGCACAAGACAUAUACAGAAAACAUGAGGUUUCUCUAGAGGGCAGAUGUAUACGCGGCAAGAGUCACGGAGAACAAUGGAGGUAGUCGAUAAGGAGCAGAUCUUCUCGUUUGGCGGCUCGUGUGCGACACCUCUUGUCGAACUCCAAGAUACGCCCAUGGCCAGCCACAGGGGACUUAGCGAACUGUCUAAGUAUGAACUUCCCGUAGUUCUGAAUCUCUCGCCUACGUGGAGGGUUUGCCAAGACUACAAUUUUAGAGUAGGGGUCCCAAGCCGCGAUCCAGUCCUCCAUAGAGGUGACAUCCUUUGGCCCGCUGACAUUAUUGCAUACCAGAUUAAGGUCCACAUAAUCAUUCAACAGG
Molecule: messenger RNA, 2402 nt
Organism: Somion occarium
Lineage: Eukaryota; Fungi; Basidiomycota; Agaricomycetes; Polyporales; Cerrenaceae
Source: the annotation of a GenBank genome assembly